GACGGACCCUGAGAUUGACAAAUGGAAGCUUAUUGUCAGACUGCACAUGUCGCUCCCCCGACCUUUGUUGCUCCAGCCAGCCAGCAGGCAAGCAAGCAAGCAAGCCGCUGCAGGCUGCCGGACGAUGCAGGUGGUGCUGGAACGGGCAUGCCACUGCACGCACUUCCAAUCUCUGGCCGCCUGCGAAUCAGCGCGAGCACAUGCAUCCGCCAUGCACCUACUGUACUUGUCUUCUACUCGCUCAUCCAUCCAUCCAUUCCAUCGUUCAGCCAAUCCAUCGUCAAUGGCACCAGUCUCUGGCUGUUGACAUGUGCAGAGCCUAGAGCGACCUCUUCCCGCCGACAGCAUCGGCAUCGCUACAUGAGAUGAUUGAUGAUUCCGUGUCCCAGGGCCUUCGUUGUUUCGCGCCCUCGUCUCGACAGCCCGCCCCAGACC
This is a messenger RNA of Periconia digitata, 435 nucleotides long. Lineage: Eukaryota; Fungi; Ascomycota; Dothideomycetes; Pleosporales; Periconiaceae. The record is from the annotation of a GenBank genome assembly.